Molecule: messenger RNA, 727 nt
Organism: Pelmatolapia mariae (spotted tilapia)
Lineage: Eukaryota; Metazoa; Chordata; Actinopteri; Cichliformes; Cichlidae
Gene: gpx2
Product: glutathione peroxidase 2
Exons: 2
Biological process (GO): response to oxidative stress
Molecular function (GO): glutathione peroxidase activity
Source: RefSeq, a predicted model, not a curated record
AUGACGUUCAUCGCGAAGACUUUCUACGACCUGAGGGCCACCACGCUGGAGGGAGACUCGGUGGACUUCAACGUCUUCAGAGGACGGGUGGUCCUCAUAGAGAAUGUGGCCUCGCUCUGAGGAACCACAACCCGGGACUUCAGCGAGCUCAACCAGCUGCAGAGCAAGUACCCCCAUCGGCUGGUGGUCCUGGGUUUUCCUUGCAAUCAGUUUGGCUAUCAGGAGAACUGCACCAAUGGUGAAAUCCUGAAUUCACUGCAGCACGUGCGUCCAGGCGGAGGCUUCAAGCCAAACUUUACCAUCUUCGAGAAGUGUGACGUCAAUGGAACAAACACCCACCCAGUUUUCGCCUAUCUGAAAGACAAACUCCCCUAUCCCGAUGACGACCCAAAUUCUCUCAUUCAGGACCCCAAAUUUCUGGUUUGGAGCCCCAUUAGCAGGACGGAUAUCUCCUGGAACUUUGAGAAAUUCCUCAUCGGGCCAGAGGGAGAACCCUUUAAGCGAUACAGCAAAAAAUUCCCCACCAUUGACAUAGAGCCUGACAUUCAAAGACUGCUAAGAUUAACUAAGACCUAAGAAUAGCCUCCAUCUCUUAAUGACUUCUCAUCCAUAACUCUCAAAGCUGUCAUGCUGUCCUCCACACCGUUGAGCCUUAUUAAAUGAGGGUGAUGUUCUAAAAAAGAAUAAGGGAAUAUCAUCGGAGGCCUUAUAAGUGCUUAACAGUUGU